GGGCUGCAGUGUUCAGCUGAGGGGAGUUGCCCUGCAGUCAUUUAUCACCGUGUCCUCGAGGUCGAGCAGCAAUCGGCCUCCAUUUGACACAGUCUGUAAACGGCCACAUCAGCAGACAGAUAAUCAGCGAGAUAAAGAAGAGCAUCCUCGGUGCCAGUUCUGGUAGGAGGGGGCAGAUAGUGGCAGCGGAGGGUAUAAAUUGAGUCCAGGGGGGCAUUAACAGUCCCACGGUCUGCUAGAGCUUCAUCACCAGCUGAUUCAACCCAACCAGCCUGCAGAAAUGACCUUUAACGGAACCUGGAAGGUUGACCGCAGCGAGAACUAUGACAAGUUCAUGGAGCAGAUGGGCGUUAAUCUCAUGAAACGGAAGCUGGCAGAACACGACAACCUGAAGAUCACCAUCGAGCAGAACGGAGACAAGUUCCACGUCAAGGAGUCGAGCACCUUCAGAAGCAAAGAGAUCGACUUCACGCUGGGCGUCCAGUUCGAAUACGAUCUGGCCGAUGGAACCGAACUCGCAGGAGCGUGGGAGAUGGAGGGCGACAUGCUGAAAGGCAAGUUCACCAGGAAAGACAACGGCAAAGCCCUGACCACCACCAGGACUCUGGUGGGCGGAGAGAUGGUGCAGAGCUACAGCUACGAAGGCGUGGAAGCCAGGAGGAUCUUCAAGAAGCAGUAACCUGGAUGCUGCACUUCGUACGUUAUUGUUUUUAUAGACACAGUAUGGAUUUUUCUAACUACAGGACACAGUUAAGAGAAGAUAUUCUAUUACAAUAUACCUCAAAAUGUUGGCAAAGUUUAGACAGAAGAACCAAUGAGGAGAAAAGAAAAGUGUGAAACAGUAAACUGGUCAGCUGAAGAAGUUUCCAGUAGAGAUGUGGAGCUGCAAAGAAAACAGUCAAAACAGCAGCUAGAAAUGACCCAUUUAAACGGUCAGUUCACCCAAAUCAUGGCGUUUCAGAUGCCUCUAGUGUCGCUGAAUAAAUCUGUUUGAUUCUUUUCCACUCCUGUCCAACUAUUUUGACGCUUUACUGGUUUUUCUUGAAGAAUCCCAUUUAAAAAACUCAACGGCAUUCUCCAGAAACAAAGCCACAGCAGGUAUUGGCAACACUUUCCACUGGUACCAUUCAUUUCCAAGAGAGCUACUGGGCAAUGCAUUUGCAACUCAAAACCAAUGAAAAUCCUUCAUGUUUUGGUGGAUUUCACAACUAAAGAGAUGAAAAUGCAGAAAACUGUCCACUUAUUUCAAAGCUACUGCAUUAAACCCAACUGUUUUGGGUAUUUUGGGUGAACUGUCCCUUUUAAUGUCUCACUUGUUGAGCUUGAUUUGCUGUCAUCUGCCUCAAAACGACAGCAGCUCCACCCAGUAAUGAUUACAGGCAUUAGAUUUUGGGAAAUACUUUAAUUUGCACAAAUAGAACUGAUGGUGUAGAGUGUUUUACAAUAAAGCAGCUUUUGUGUGUCA
Molecule: messenger RNA, 1465 nt
Organism: Acanthochromis polyacanthus (spiny chromis)
Lineage: Eukaryota; Metazoa; Chordata; Actinopteri; Pomacentridae
Product: fatty acid-binding protein, intestinal-like
Exons: 4
Coding region: 281-679 (132 amino acids)
Biological process (GO): fatty acid transport
Cellular component (GO): cytosol; nucleus
Molecular function (GO): fatty acid binding
Source: RefSeq, a predicted model, not a curated record